GCUCAGUUCCGUGUUCCAGCUGCAUUUAAGUUCUGCAGCAUUUCCUCCUCCAGCUUCUGCUCUACUCUACUGUGUCUGUCUGGCUGCAGGAGACCGUGUCUGCCACCAUGUCCGAUCAGGGAACCUUCGACACCAACGUGGUGACCGUGACCCGGUUCGUGAUGGAGGAGGGCAAGAGGGCGAAGGGCACGGGUGAGCUGACCACCCUGCUGAACUCGCUGUGCACGGCGGUCAAAGCCAUCUCCAGCGCCGUGCGUAAAGCUGGGAUCGCCCACCUGUAUGGCAUCGCGGGCAGCACUAAUGUGACAGGCGACCAGGUGAAGAAGCUGGACAUUCUGUCCAAUGAUCUGGUCAUCAACAUGCUCAAGUCUUCCUUCAGCUCCUGUGUGUUGGUGUCUGAAGAGAAUGAAAAAGCCAUCAUUGUGGAGCCGGAGGCCAGGGGAAAAUACAUCGUGUGCUUUGAUCCAUUGGAUGGCUCAUCUAACAUUGACUGUCUCGUAUCCAUUGGUACCAUUUUUGCCAUCUACAAAAAGACCACAGAUACUGAGCCUUGUGAGAAGGACGCACUGCAGCCUGGGAGGAGCCUUGUGGCAGCGGGUUAUGCCCUUUAUGGCAGCGCCACCAUGAUGGUGCUGUCCACGGGCCAGGGAGUCAACUGCUUCAUGCUGGACCCGGCCAUUGGUGAGUUUAUCCUGGUUGACCGUGAUGUGAGGAUCAAGAAGAAAGGAAAGAUCUACAGCUUGAAUGAAGGCUAUUCACUAUACUUUGAGCCUGCUGUCAUAGAGUAUCUGCAGAAGAAGAAGCUCCCUCAGGAUGGCAGUGAACCCUACAACGCCCGCUAUAUUGGCUCCAUGGUGGCAGACGUUCACAGAACACUGAUGUAUGGAGGCAUCUUUUUAUACCCAGGAAAUGUGAAGAGCCCCCAAGGGAAGUUGCGACUGCUGUAUGAAGGCAACCCCAUGGCCUACAUCAUGGAGCAGGCAGGCGGCCUGGCCAGCACCGGCUUCGAGGAUAUCUUAGACAUCCAGCCCACAAGCAUCCAUCAGCGAGCCCCGGUGGCCAUGGGCUCUCCUGAUGAUGUACUGGAGUAUAUCGCCAUCUGCAAGAAGCACGCCAAGAAGUGAGACUGUACCAACUCACCAACUACCACUGUACGACGAAAGCCAUGUAUCUCUAAACCUUCAUCUUUUCAGGGACUGAGGAAGACAGUUAGCCUCUUUUAUUAUUUUUUGUCAGAUGUGAAAAGGUCCUGAACCUAAAAAUCCACUCAUUGAAUGACUGCAUUUGGAGUUACAAGGCUUUCAUAUUACUACAUCAGCCGUAUUUAUGGUCAGUUUGUUGAAAGCAGGUAUAUAGAAAAAAUGUACUGGCUCAGUGAACCAAUACAAUUCCUCCAUAAGCUCAACAGACAACAUGCACAGACUGCACAAAAAACUACCAAAGACCAAAGAUGUGCCAAACAGAGACCAAUGUUCUUGGUUAACCUUAACUAAAGGUUUUCAGUUUACCUCUAGUUGUGCCUUAACAAGAAUAACCAGACAAUCCAGAAAAGUGAAGGACCAAAUACAAAUGUUAUGCAAUAAUACUUGAUGCCUCAUUAUGUGAACUACUACUGCUCGGUAUGAUGAAGACUCAAUAAAUCCAAAUAAUUUUAAGACGACUCA
This is a messenger RNA of Sphaeramia orbicularis (orbiculate cardinalfish), 1664 nucleotides long. RefSeq names its product fructose-1,6-bisphosphatase 1-like. Bases 108 to 1124 code for a protein of 338 amino acids. Lineage: Eukaryota; Metazoa; Chordata; Actinopteri; Kurtiformes; Apogonidae. Gene Ontology annotation, cellular component: cytosol; cytoplasm. The transcript is spliced from 7 exons. The record is from RefSeq and is a predicted model, not a curated record. Gene Ontology annotation, molecular function: fructose 1,6-bisphosphate 1-phosphatase activity. Gene Ontology annotation, biological process: sucrose biosynthetic process; fructose 1,6-bisphosphate metabolic process; fructose 6-phosphate metabolic process.